AUGGAGAUUUACAUUAGACUUAACGCAGAUGUCGAGCACGACUAUGCGUUUCAGGUGUCAAAUGAAGACACCAUAAAUAACAAAAUUAAGAAGAUUUUCCCUUCCAAGACGGGUUUGGCGGACUUAAUGGUGCUGAGACCAUCAAUUUUCCAUGAGAAGGAGCCCGUAAAGUUCUAUAAGUCUAUCCAUCCAGGGUACCUGUCCGAAGGUGGUUGUUUGAUGUUCCAUUAUGAAGCUGAUAACGAAGAAAAUCUCGAGGAGUUGAAUGACUCCAAGCCGCUUAUUGACCAGUUGUGGCCUGGUCAGCUAGUUGUUCCGGAGUGGAAGCUAUCCAAGAAAAACAUAUGGGUAUACACCAUUAUUAUGUUGGCCUGGCUAUAUACCGAUUUGCCCGACGCCAUUUCUCCAACCCCAGGUAUUUGUUUGACUAAUCAAUUGUCUAGACUAUUGAUUCCUGUAGCCAAGCACAUGGAUUUACCUGAAAUUGCCGCUAAACUCGAACAAGAAGUUCAGGCAAACUAUUCUAGUCUCGUAGCUCAAUGGCUUUUCUUUGUCAUGCACAUUUUCAAAGUGGGCAUAAUUACUUUAUUCCUCAAAUUAGGCAUUGCCAACCCCAUCAGCUUCAAUCCUUACAAGUUAUGGAGUUUGAGAGAUUUAACUUCUCCUUCUGCUAACGGCGCUAAGAAUUCUGGCGGCAAUAACAACACUACUGACUUAAAGACACGUUUGCGCUCUCUGGGCUGGAUUGGUGCUAAGAGAGCUACUUACGACGAUUACCAGACUAACUAUUACAACUAUGUCAUAGAUAAGAUGGGUGGUGCAGUUGCUGCUUAUAGAGCGGGCGCGAUUAGGAAAGCUGCAGCACCAGGUAUCCAACUUGUGGCUGGAGAGGGUUUCCAAAGUCCUCUAGAAGAUAGGUUCACUGCUUCCACUUUCACGGCUAUUAAAACCGAACGGAAAUUCAUUUUAAGUGAAGAAUACUUUGUGGAGCUGGAAAACAAUCUAAAGAAGAUCUUGGAAGAGUAUGACGGGGAUAUUGGUAAGAUGAAUGCUGAAAUUAGGAGGUUUAGAAGGUUUGGUAUUUAUGAACCAGAUGAAAAACUGGCCUCGCUAGUUAAGCUCAGAAGAGAAAUUGCUGAUGAGAAAGAGAAAGCAUCAAACAAUGAUGCUACUUUUGGUAUAAAAAAGAAUGAUUUGAAAAAAUCUAAUUAA
This is a messenger RNA of Saccharomyces cerevisiae S288C, 1212 nucleotides long. RefSeq names its product Gsf2p (gene GSF2). The transcript has a single exon. Gene Ontology annotation, cellular component: endoplasmic reticulum membrane. The record is from RefSeq and is marked reviewed. Bases 1 to 1212 code for a protein of 403 amino acids. NCBI's taxonomy places the organism in Eukaryota, Fungi, Ascomycota, Saccharomycetes, Saccharomycetales, Saccharomycetaceae.